UUAGUUGGAUUCACAGUCCGUAACGUAUAAAUAAAGCCCAAGUAAAAAUAAGGAAACCCCAGAUCCGUAGUGACUAGCAGUUACUCGUCUUCAACCUCCAACAUCCUUGUGUCUGAUCUGAAGACACGUAACCUCCUCCCUCUUGGUACUUUCUCGGCUAGGCAACCAAACACAUGGCGGAUCCAAUCCCAGCACCGCACAGAACCGCCACGGACUUCUUCUCCGAUCCACUCGACUCCCACCCUCUCUGGUUCAAGCCCGCGCUCUUCCUCUCCCCGGAGUUCGACUCCGAAUCGUACAUAUCGGACCUCCGAACCUUCGUCCCAUUUGACACGCUCCGGUCCGAGCUCCAGUCCUACUUGGCUUCCCUCAACCACGAGCUCAUCGACCUCAUCAACCGCGACUAUGCCGACUUCGUCAACCUCAGCACCAAGCUUGUCGACGUCGACUCCGCCGUCGUCCGCAUGCGCGCCCCGCUGGUCGAGCUCAGGGAGAAGAUCGAGCAGUUCAGAGGCUCCGUCCAGAAUUCGCUCGUCGCCUUGACCAACGGCUUGAAGCAGAGAUCAGAGGCCAACGAGGCCAGGGAGGUCUUAGAGCUUCUGCUCGACACGUUUCAUGUCGUCUCUAAGGUUGAAAAGCUAAUACAGGAGCUGCCCAGUGUGCCUGCUGAUUGGUUGAACGGAGAUGUAAAUUUGGCAGAGAAGAAUUUUAUUACCAACGGAACUUCCUUACAACAUGUCGAGAAUGGAACAAAUCUCAGAGAUACUCAAAGCAUGCUGUUGGAGAGAAUCGCCAGUGAGAUGAAUCGGCUGAAGUUCUAUAUUGCUCAUGCACAGAACCUGCCUUUCAUUGAAAACAUGGAGAAGCGGAUUCAGAGUGCAAGCCUAUUAUUAGAUGCCAGCCUGGGACAUUGCUUUGUAGAUGGGCUGGAACAUCGAGAUGCAAAUGCAAUUUACAAUUGCUUACGUGCAUAUGCUGCCAUUGAUAACACAAGGAGUGCAGAAGAACUUUUUCGCACAACUAUAGUGACUCCAUUGAUACAAAACAUUAUUCCACAUAGGACAUCAUUGGCAGCUACAAGGCCCUCUGGAGAUGACCUUGAGAAUGAUUAUGAGCAAAUCAAGCUAUGUAUUGAUAACAACUGCAAGUUUUUGUUGGAAAUUUCUUUUGAAGAAAAUUCUGGUUUGCAUGUGUUUGACUUCUUGGCAAAUUCAAUCCUCAAAGAGGUUCUCUCAGCAAUCAAAAAGGGAAAACCUGGUGCUUUUUCUCCUGGAAGACCAACAGAAUUUUUGAAAAAUUACAAAUCUAGCCUAGACUUCUUGGCUCAUCUCGAAGGCUACUGUCCGUCCAGAUCAGCUGUUUGCAAAUUUCGAGCAGAAGCUGUUUAUAUUGAGUUCAUGAAGCAAUGGAACUUUGGGGUUUAUUUCUCUUUGAGGUUUCAGGAAAUUGCGGGGGCUCUAGAUUCUGUACUUGUGGCCGCUAGUCUUGUCCCUGUUGACAACGUACAUUCUGAUCAAGGAAAUUCUCCAGAUUUAACAUUAAAGCAAAGUGUCACUUUGUUAGAGUGCUUGGAAUCCUGUUGGAGAGAAGAUGUUGCUGUUCUUUCUUGUGCUGACAAGUUUCUUCGCUUGUCGUUACAGCUUCUUUCAAGAUACUCAAGUUGGUUGUCAUCUGGACUGGCUGCUCGUAAGAAGGGUAGUACUGACUCUAUCCCUGGCCGUGAAUGGGCUAUUUCAGCCGUCCCUGACGACUUUAUAUAUAUUAUUCAUGACAUAGAUUUUCUGUACAAGAGGGUUUGUGGAGACUUCCUCGAGCAUGUACUUAAGCUUCUUUCUUCUUGUCCUGCUGAUGUUCUUGAUCUUGUAAAACCGAGCAUUUUACAAGGAGGAAACUUAUUGAAUGAUUUAGUACCUCUAGUUAUCAACACAAUUGUAGAGGCACUAGUUAAAAAGUCUAACGAGGGCGUGGAACAGCUAAAGGGAAUAACUGCAACUUACAGGAUGACUAAUAAACCUCGUCCUGUCAGACAUUCACCUUAUGUGGCAGCAGUAGUGCGUCCCCUGAAGGCUUUUUGGGAAGGAGAACGGGCUACAAAGUAUCUGACAAGUGAUACUAAGCAUGAGGUGCUGCUUAGUGCUGCAACUGAGAUUACCGGUCACUAUUAUGAGACAGCUGAUAAUGUCAUCAGUAUGGCUAGGAGAACCGCAUCUUCACUCCAGAGAAUAAGGCAAGGUGCACAAAGACGAGGUGGAGCAAGUUCAGAUGUCUCAGAUCAGAAUGUUUCGGACACUGACAAGAUUUCCAUGCAAAUUUUCCUUGACAUUCAGGAGUAUGGCCGUAAUCUCGCAGCCCUUGGUGUUGAUGUUGCGAAUAUUGAGACAUUCCGUUCUUUGUGGCAAUCCGUUGCUCCUGCAGAGAGGCAAAGUGAGAUUAGUUUCUAAAGUUUUGAGCAUUUGGUCUUGAGCUGAUUGUAGAUGUUACAUUUUUCCUUUUAGAAUCCAACCAUAUGUUUUUGUAAGUAUGGCGAAAUGCAUUUUUACUGCAAUAGAUGGCUAUUGAAACAUUAGUUCUUGGUGCGUUUUGCAUUUCUAAGAUGGGAAGACUUAAAUUUUUUCA
Prunus persica (peach) is the source of this 2616-nucleotide messenger RNA. Its product is annotated as conserved oligomeric Golgi complex subunit 2. The record is from RefSeq and is a predicted model, not a curated record. The transcript has 12 exons. Gene Ontology annotation, biological process: protein transport; intra-Golgi vesicle-mediated transport; Golgi organization. Bases 174 to 2441 code for a protein of 755 amino acids. Lineage: Eukaryota; Viridiplantae; Streptophyta; Magnoliopsida; Rosales; Rosaceae. Gene Ontology annotation, cellular component: COG complex; membrane.